Tympanuchus pallidicinctus (lesser prairie-chicken) is the source of this 4057-nucleotide messenger RNA. It is a transcript of the gene KCNIP1, whose product is annotated as potassium voltage-gated channel interacting protein 1. Gene Ontology annotation, cellular component: voltage-gated potassium channel complex. NCBI's taxonomy places the organism in Eukaryota, Metazoa, Chordata, Aves, Galliformes, Phasianidae. Gene Ontology annotation, molecular function: calcium ion binding; potassium channel regulator activity; transmembrane transporter binding. The record is from RefSeq and is a predicted model, not a curated record. Bases 1271 to 1948 code for a protein of 225 amino acids. The transcript is spliced from 8 exons. Gene Ontology annotation, biological process: regulation of potassium ion transmembrane transport.
AACAGCGUUCGAGGAAUCUAUUUUCCUCCUAUGUCCUCCAUGCAUAGCCUGGAAACGGGGACCCGCACAGAUGUGAUAUGGGGAGGAGGUGCUGUCAAGGUCUAACGAACUGUCUGGGCGAUGCGAAGCGACGGUGGCACGAACCGUACGGCGGUGGGGCAGCAGGUCUGAGGGAGCCGGCGGCUCCUCACGGCAGCACCGCUCCGUCACCGCCAAGCGAUGCGCGGCACGGCUCCGCCCGACGGGAGCGCAGCUCGCACCGCCAGACGGUGCCUCGUGCCCUGAGCGAACCGUUUGCUCCCCGACGUGGAGGACCGCGUGCUGAGCUUUUUUUCUCAGCGGGGCACGCGGCUGCUGCUGCCUACAAGUGUCGGUUGGCUCCAGGUGGCUCUGCCGCCUCGUGCAGCGGGGGGAAGCAGAACCCUGAGGUAAUCCGCCCGAGACACGCACGCACACACCGCAUCUUCAGUUAUCAAUAUGCACCUGAGAGGAAUCCGGCGCAAAUUAAAGUCUGAAUAUGCCUAACGUCAGGUGAGGUCAGGAGCUCCGAGAUAUCUCCGCUUUGCUGGCGGACGCAUCAGCUCUUUUUAUUGAAAGUAUUCUGGGCACGCAGAAACGAUGGACUGAAGCGGAGAAGCCAGAGCUGCGGCUGUUGCUAGGGGACAAACCCGCCGUGCAGCGAGCGGAGCCCGCGAGCACCGGGCGACCAGCGCGCAGCCAGUGCGGCUGUGGGGCUGCUGUGCGAGCGGGAUGAGCCGGUAACCCGGGGCUGCCAGGUGGAAAAGGACUUUCUAACGGGUUUUGCAGAGGAAUACUCCGCAGUCUUCUACGUACGAAGUGUGAGUACAGCACUAGUAGGGUAAGUAUUUACUGGUUCCCUUGUGCCUGGUAAGAGUAGCACUGACAACCUAGCUGAAGUCAGCUGGGAAAGCACGCCCAGAGCCUUCAGGCAGCAAACCUCCUGUUUGCAACGGUCCCGCGGUUCCUGCACACGGCUCCUCCUGCUCCUCCCCCUCCCCGCCCCGCGCUCUGCAACUUCCAGCCGGGCAGCGCGGUUGGCUCCGAGGCGCAGCGCUGCACCUGUAACGGGCGGCGGGAGCGCGGCUCUGCUCUGCGACCUUUCCUGGUGGUUCGGGGGAAGCGAAGCUGAGUAGAGGCUGAAGCGCGUGAGAGCAGAGUUCUGAGCGCUGCACGAGCUGAACUUUGCGAAGAACUCUGCCUUGGUAUUUCUGGACCCUGUGAGAAAAAUACCUUCCUGCGCGUUUGAGCCAUGAGCGGCUGUUCCAAGAGAUGCAAGCACGGCAUUGUCAAAUUCGCUCGGACGAUUUUCAAGCUUAUCACGGGCACUCUCAGCAAAGAUAAAAUCGAAGAUGAAUUAGAAAUGACUACGGUGUGCCACAGACCCGAAGGCCUGGAACAGCUUGAAGCACAAACCAAUUUCACUAAAAGAGAGCUUCAAGUGCUUUACAGAGGAUUUAAAAAUGAAUGUCCUAGCGGGGUGGUUAAUGAAGAGACGUUCAAACAGAUCUAUGCACAGUUUUUUCCUCAUGGAGAUGCUAGCAUGUAUGCACAUUAUCUCUUUAACGCGUUUGACACUGCACAGAAUGGCUCAGUGAAGUUUGAGGAUUUUGUGAUGGCGUUGUCAAUUCUGUUGCGGGGAACAGUUCAUGAGAAGCUCAGAUGGACAUUUAACCUUUAUGACAUAAAUAAGGAUGGCUAUAUAAACAAGGAGGAGAUGAUGGAUAUAGUAAAGGCAAUUUAUGAUAUGAUGGGAAAGUACACGUAUCCUGUGCUGAAGGAAGAUGCUCCAAGGCAGCACGUAGAAGUGUUCUUCCAGAAAAUGGAUAAAAACAAAGAUGGUGUUGUAACUUUAGAUGAGUUUAUCGAAUCGUGUCAGGAGGAUGACAAUAUCAUGCGGUCCUUGCAGCUCUUUGAGAACGUAAUGUAACCAUGCCUGGAAAGCUCUGGAAGAGUCAGAGACUGUGUGUGUAACAAAGACCUCCUUUCUGGGUGAAAGCUUUUUAUAAUUCAGCCAUGUUCAAUUCAGCCAGCGUGUGAGGGUUUUGUAUGACGUGUCCAACCAAACGGCAACUGAAUGCAACUGAUCCCAUCUCUCCUCUGCAAGAGACGACGGUGGACCUCUAUUUCAUUUUGGAAGCAUGCAAAUACUUUAAUAAAACCUGACGAGAGAGCUGCUGCUUGAAGCUCGAUGAGUAAUACACAGCGUUCUGUUUGCAAGCCACAAGUCCUGCUUUAAUCUAGCAAGCUUGAUUGCGUAUGAUAGCUCAUGUUGAUAGCAUAUUCAGCCACCUAUUACAAGCAAAAAGCUCAGUCCAUACAACCAUAUGGCAAAAUGUUUUAUGGAUGCCUUGCCUUUAAUCUGCUUUUACAGAAAAAAAAAAAAAGAAUCUACAAGGGCCAUCUGUAAAAAUGAACAGUGAAUGUACCUAGGACGUUAAGCAGACAGCCCGUGUAGCCAGCAUCCCCAUUUCUGCAGAGAUCUUGCUUCUCACUGCACUGGUGCCACCACGCUGAGGCUGGUGGAGGUAUUCCUAAGCACAUCAACCAGAGGAACUCGAUGCCAGGGUUAGUCAGAAAGGAGCAAAGCGUGAGUAGCACGUAAAUUUUGAAGUGCAGAGCAAAUCUGAUCAAUGAUGGUAAGUUGUUGCAGGACCAGGUAGGUUUAUAAGGGCAGCUAGGGGAAGAUGCACACCUGCUCUGGUCCCAGCCACCUUCUGCAGUCCCGGUGCGCUGUGGGACACCGAGCGAUUCUCCACUGUGCACCUCAGCAGCACCGUGGCCGUGCGAUGGUCCUUCCGCUGUGGUUUGGCACCUGCUUCUUAGAUGCGUCACUUGAACAUCUGUAUUCCUCCAUUAGAUGUUAAAACAAAGUGACUUCUACUCUGUGGAGUUAUUUAAGCUUUCCAGAAAAGGGCCAGGUGGUGCAGCUGUGUUCCCACGUAAGGGCCUUGGCACCCACAGAGUGCCAAAUAAGUUUAAUUGGCGCCUGCAUGGUUGCUGUUAGUAUCAGAAAUGUCUGCCGGGGUAGUUCCACAUUUUCUGUAGUAAAAUCUUUAUCCCACAAGACAGUUGCAUGACUCGUACAAGUCCUGAUCCUUACCAAUGCCCCGAAGAGCUUUGUUGGGGGGAAUUGUUGGUUUCUUUCUUCCAAGAGGGAAACAGGAAGAGUCAUGUAGCGAAUUUAUACCAAGGUUGGAUUAUGCCCAGUAGAUGUGUCUGCUGAGGAACAGGUCAGCCUGCUUUGCAGAGGAGUCUUAAGGAAAAUGGCUGUUCCCAAGCAGCUGAUGGUUGGGAAACCAAGGGAAGGAGGGAGCAGCCACCUGUACCAGCUGCACAAACCACACAAAAAGGGGAAUCCCCUGUCGCACCCAACAUCGUCCCUGUCCAGUAAGCAUAUAUUUUUAUUAUGUCAGAUACUAUAUUGCUAAUAUACUGUUGGCACUGAAGAUAUAUUUUAAAUAUUACGUAUGUGGAAGCUUUUUAUAAGACUAAAUAUAUAGUAUGCCUAAUUUCUGUAGCCCUAUGUUUUAUAAAAAAAAAUUAAUCUGUUGAAAUAUUCCUGGUUAUAGAGGUAGGUCUGAUCAGUACUGGAGUAAUGCUAUGUGUAUUCCUCAAGAUGGGAAGUGUUCUUUUUUUCUGUGCUUCUGCAUACUCUUCUGUGUGGUCUUUGCUUUGUUCCCCCAAGUUUACUUGUCAUCAAAACAGCUGGUCAGCUGAGGGAAGUUACUUGUAUGCAGGAAUGACAUCUCAAUCUGUCCUGUUCGCUGCCUUGCACGCAAUUACCAUGAAUUAAUUCCUUCUAGCAAGUAUGCAGAGCAAAGCAGCUCCAGUGAUGUGCUGGGAUUCACAGAAGGGAUGCAGUGCUGUGAGAGUAGCCUUGUCGUCCAGCUGUCCAGUUUUGUCUAUUUGUUUUUUGUUUAAUAGGCACUUGGUAAAGACAUCAGCUGUAGCUGGAAUAAUGCCCAAUAUUUAUGUUGUUCCUUCUUGUGAUUCUUCUUGUAAUCACUUGGGCAAAUAACAGCCUUCAGUGUAACAA